AUGACACCUCUAAGCCUCAUUUGGACGCUCUCAUGUCUGGUUUUGGUGAAUUCUGCUCCUGUUACAACAUUAAACCAUUCACUUCUGGAUCUUAAAUCUGUUCAUGUUGGAGACAGUGUGACCUUGCAGUGCGAAUACCAUGAUAAAUCUGCAGUAUUAUUUUUCUGGUAUAAGCAAACUCUGGCACAAAAACCACAGCGGAUGUCUUCAUACUAUGAGCAUAAUACUGAAGGAAGUUUUAAUGAUGAGUUUAAGGAUAAUCCACGAUUCUCACUGGAUAAUAAAAACAGCCUGACGAUUUCAGAUUUACGCAUUUCAGAUUCUGCCAUGUACUUCUGUGGAAGUACCAAUUUAGACAGCUUUUACUUUGCAGAGGGUGUUACUGUCAGGGUAGAGGGUUCAUAUUUGAACGUCCAGACUUCGGUCCGUCAGUCUGAAUCUGAAAGCGUCCAUCCAGGAGACUCUGUGACUCUGAACUGUACGGUUCAUACUGGGACCUGUGAUGGAGAACACAGUGUUUACUGGUUCAAAAGUUAUGAAGAGGAGCCACAACCAGGAAUUAUCUACACCCACAGAGGCAGAAAUGACCAGUGUGAGAAGAAAAACGACACAGAAACAAAAACACACACCUGUGUCUACAACCUGCCCAUACACAGUGUGGAUCACACUCAUGACCAGACUUACUGUGCUGUUGCAUCAUGUGGACGAGUACUGUUUGGACCCGGGACCAGGUUGGAUUUACACAGUAAGUACCUAUAG
Messenger RNA from Sphaeramia orbicularis (orbiculate cardinalfish), 759 nucleotides. Its product is annotated as immunoglobulin kappa light chain-like. The record is from RefSeq and is a predicted model, not a curated record. The transcript has 2 exons. Lineage: Eukaryota; Metazoa; Chordata; Actinopteri; Kurtiformes; Apogonidae. Gene Ontology annotation, biological process: response to bacterium. Bases 1 to 759 code for a protein of 252 amino acids.